Messenger RNA from Onychostruthus taczanowskii (white-rumped snowfinch), 2783 nucleotides. RefSeq names its product integrator complex subunit 3 (gene INTS3). Lineage: Eukaryota; Metazoa; Chordata; Aves; Passeriformes; Passeridae. The record is from RefSeq and is a predicted model, not a curated record. The transcript is spliced from 29 exons. Gene Ontology annotation, cellular component: cytoplasm. The coding region runs from base 234 to 2783 and encodes 849 amino acids.
CUCACAUUCCCCCGUUCCCCCGUUCCCAGCGGCUGGAGCGCUGCGUUGCCGUGGUCACCUCCCUGACCAGCGGGCUCUCGGAGCGCGAGGCCAACGACGCCCUCAACGCCCACAUCUGCAAAGGGACCCCCCAGCACGAGGAGAUCUGCCUGGGGCUCUUCACCCUCGUCCUGACUGACCCAGCCCAGGCGCAGAAGUGCUACCGGGACCUGGCGCUGGUGAGCCGGGACGGGAUGAACAUCGUGCUCAACAAGAUCAACCACAUCCUCAUGGAGAAGUACCUGAAGCUGCAGGACACCUGCAGGACCCAGGUCAGGGCUCCCUGGGAUCCCCUCUGUUUUCCCCCCGCUUUUCCAGGUGGGGACGUGACUGCCAAGAACAUCUGGCUGGCCGAGAACGUUCUGGAGAUCCUGACAGAGCAAAGGGAGUGGGUGCUGAAGAGCAGCCUGCUGGUGGCCAUGGCCGUGUACACCUACCUGCGCCUCAUCGUGGACCACCACGGCACGGCCGCGCUGCAGGCGCUGCGCCAGAAGGAGGUGGAGUUCUGCGUGUCCCUGCUCAGGGAGAGGUUCAUGGACUGUUUCAUGAUCGGCCGGGACCUGGUGCGCUUGCUGCAGAACGUGGCGCGGAUCCCGGAGUUCGAGCAGCUCUGGAAGGACAUCCUGCACAACCCGCAGGUGCUCAGCUCCCAGUUCACAGGUGUGCUGCAGCUCCUGCAGUCCAGGACCUCCCGCAAGUUCCUGGCGUGCCGCCUCACCCCGGACAUGGAGACCAAGCUGCUCUUCAUGACCUCACGGGUGCGCUUUGGGCAGCAGAAGCGUUACCAGGACUGGUUCCAGCGGCAGUACCUGUCCACCCCUGACAGCCAGUCCCUGCGCUGUGACCUGAUCCGCUACAUCUGCGGCGUGGUGCACCCGUCCAACGAGGUGCUGAGCUCUGACAUCCUGCCCCGCUGGGCCAUCAUCGGCUGGCUGCUCACCACCUGCACGUCGAACGUCGCUGCUUCCAACGCCAAGCUGGCGCUGUUCUACGACUGGCUCUUCUUCAACCCCGAGAAGGACAGCAUCAUGAACAUCGAACCUGCCAUCCUGGUCAUGCACCACUCCAUGAAGCCCCACCCGGCCAUCACGGCCACGCUGCUGGACUUCAUGUGCCGGAUCAUUCCCAAUUUCUACCCCCCUCUGGAAGCCCACGUCCGCCAGGGCGUCUUCAACUCCCUCACCCACAUCGUGGAGAAGCGAGUCCUGGCGCACCUGGCCCCGCUCUUCGACAACCCCAAGCUGGACAAGGAGCUCCGGGCCAUGCUCAGGGAGAAAUUCCCGGAAUUCUGCAGCUCUCCCUCGCCCCCCAUCGAAGUGAAAAUCGAGGAGCCGGUUCCCAUGGAGAUGGAGAAUCACCUGGAGAAGGAUGACGGUUGCUAUGACAACGCCGAGGCCGCCUUCAGCGACGAUGAGGAGGAGCUGAACAGCAAAGGGAAGAAGAGGGAGUUCAGGUUCCAUCCCAUCAAGGAAUCCAUCGUGGAGGAGCCCGUGGACAUCACCCCCUUCCUGGAGCAGCUGGACGAGUCCCUGAAGGACAAAGUGCUGCAGCUGCAGAAGGGCAGCGACACGGAGGCGCAGUGCGAGGUCAUGCAGGAAAUCGUGGAUCAGGUCCUGGAGGAGGAUUUUGACUCGGAGCAGCUCUCGGUGCUCGCCUCGUGCCUGCAGGAGCUGUUCAAGGCUCACUUCCGCGGGGAGGUCCUGCCCGAGGAGAUCACGGAGGAGUCCCUGGAGGAGUCCGUGGGGAAGCCCCUGUACCUGAUAUUCCGGAACCUGUGCCAGAUGCAGGAGGACAACAGCGGCUUCUCGCUGCUGCUGGACCUGCUCUCCGAGCUCUACCAGAAGCAGCCCAAGAUCGGCUACCACCUGCUCUACUACCUGAGAGCCAGCAAGGCGGCGCUGGGCAGGAUGGGGCUCUACGAGUCGUUCGCCCAGGCCACGCAGCUGGGGGAGCUGCACACGUGCCUGAUGAUGGACAUGAAGGCGUGCCAGGAGGACGACGUGCGCCUGCUCUGCUUCCUCACGCCCUCCAUCUACACCGAGUUUCCUGACGAGACCCUGCGGAGCGGGGAGCUGCUGAACAUGAUCGUGGCUGUCAUCGACUCCUUCCAGUUUCCCGACGAGACCCUGCGGAGCGGGGAGCUGCUGAACAUGAUCGUGGCUGUCAUCGACUCCUUCCAGGAUGUUCAGAGCCUGGACUGGGAGACCUUUGAGCAGUACUGCACGUGGCAGCUGUUCCUGGCCCACAACAUCCCCCUGGAGACCAUCAUCCCCAUCCUGCAGCACCUCAAGUACAAGGAGCACCCCGAGGCCCUGUCCUGCCUCCUGCUGCAGCUCCGCAGGGAAAAGAUUUGGGGAGGUUUUUGUCCCCUGCUCCCCAAGAGGCAGAGCCUGCGCAGCUCCAGCAGCAAGCUGGCCCAGCUGACCCUGGAGCAGAUCCUGGAGCACCUGGACAACCUGCGCCUCAACCUCACCAACACCAAGCACAACUUUUUCAGCCAGACCCCGAUCCUGCAGGCGCUGCAGCACGUCCAGGCCAGCUGCGACGAGGCCCACAAGAUGAAGUUCUCGGAUCUCUUCUCCCUGGCCGAGGAAUACGAGGAUUCCUCCAGCAAGCCCCCCAAGAGCCGCCGGAAAGCCACGGCGCUGGCCAGCCCCCGCAGCCGCAAGAGCGCGGCGCAGCCCCCCAACAACGAGGAGGAGUCGGGCUCCAGCAGCGCCUCGGUGAGACCCCCCCCAUCCUGA